AUCCAAACAUGGCGGCUCAAAAGAGGAAACAAAAGGGGAAAACGGUACCUUUAACCGAAUUUCUGGGGGACAACACUCCGAGUUUUUCGAAAAAUUGGGCGGACGAGGUCGCAGAGUUAGAUACAGAUGAUGGUUCAAACUAUGGAGCACCAUUCUCUAUUGACAAAUCUAUAUUACCUACUGCACCUAAAGCUACCAGGGAACCAGUCCUUAACUUGGAAAAAGUUCCUACGCAACCACCCUUUACGGCUUUCGUCGGAAACUUGUCUUAUGAAGUAAACGAGGACAGUUUGCAAAAAGUCUUUAGUGCUUUGAAGGUUAAGAACGUUCGACUUAUAUCCGAACAAGGUCGCUUUAAGGGCUAUGGGUAUGUCGAAUUUGAAGAUAGGGAUUCUUUAAUUAAAGUUUUAUCGAAAAAUGAUGAGUUGUUUCUCGGACGAAAAAUGAGAGUAGACUUAGCUACGGGGGGAAAGGAUAAUGAUCAAAUGAAACGUAAUGAUAGAGGAGAUCGCGGUCACGGAAAUUUCAACAGAGACUCAACAGAUGAUAGGACCCUAGGGGAAUGGAGAAAAGGUGGUUCAGAAUUACCUCCUGCUCCAUCAGGCGGCGGUUUUAGAGACCGAGGUCGUGGCUUUCAAGGAUCGUCUGAUCUUGCCUAUUCGGCGGUUACCGGUUAUCAGGAUAUUAGAUAUGCUGAUAAAGGAAAAGAUGACAUCGAUUCGAGACGGUCAAGCGGUGGAUUUCGCAAUGACGAUCGUCGUGAUUCCGAUCGCGGAAGACGAGGCUUUUCUUCAAAUUUUGGUAGCCGAGAUAAUCGUGAAAGCACUCGUCAAAGGAGAGAAGAUGAUCGCUCAGAUUUCCGACAACCUCCACCAGAGAAACCUGUAGAACCUGCUGAACGACCACGCUUAAAACUUCAACCACGCACAAAAUCAACUGAAACACCAACGGAAGUAACAAGACCUUCUUCAAUAUUCGGUGAAGCCAAACCUGUUGAUACAGCUGCUAAGGAACGUGAAAUAGAAGAUAAACUUGUUCGAGAAAGAGAGCAGCAGGAAGCAAAAGAGGGAAUCAGAAGAAGUAAUGAAAGACGAGAUUCAAAUGGACGUCGUGAAAGACGAUUCUCUUCUGGAUCCAGUAGAGGAGGGUCUAGACCAGGGAGCGGUAGCGAUAUGAGAGUUCGCGCAAUACUGCGUCGACCUACCUCAUCAACAUCAUCCCUUUGCGGUGCCGCUAAGCAUGGCAGUAGUAUUAGCUCCGUGAUAUCUGAGACUGAUACUGCUCCUGGUAAGAUUCGAGAUUUAAGGUCCCGAGCUCCACCCUCGAAUUCUAGAGUAAAUAGUGUCUCUGAAGGAGAGAAUGAUGUUUUUGAGCAUACAAAAGAUAAAGAUGCAGGUGCACUAGAAUCGUCUCCAGAUCAAAAGCGUCAAAUAGUCCCGGCUCCAGCUCCUAAGGAGAACGCUUGGACUCAAAGAAGAAAGCAAGUUGAGGUCUCCGUAGUAACAGGAGUUCAGACAACCAUUUCUGACUCAACAGUCGAAAGAAAAGAAAGUUUAUCUAGACCACCGACAUCUGAUGAACAGUCUCCCUCAAGAAGAAACAAAUCUUCAACUACUCCCUCAGCAAGAAAGGGUUCAUCUGGAAGAGGAAAGCAACCUAUUGAUGACCAGUCGUUUCCUCCUAAAGAAGGACUUAAAAAUCAAGCAAGACCCCCUGUGAAAGGUGGCCGCGGGGCUAAAAGAGACAAGAGAGGAGCUCCAGGCGGUCCUGGCGGUAAAACUGAUAGACAAAAAAAACCCGAAAAGUCUCUUCCUAAAUCUGUAGAGGAUAUGCCAAAGUACGAAGAAAGCAAGGCAAAGGACUUUAGAGAUACAAAUAAAUUUUCCAGUUUAAUGGAAGACGAUGAUAAUGAUAACAUGAGCGCCGAUUCUGACAAUGAAGAUAAUGUUCAAAACGUUGAGGAAUGA
Molecule: messenger RNA, 1967 nt
Organism: Dimorphilus gyrociliatus
Lineage: Eukaryota; Metazoa; Annelida; Polychaeta; Dinophilidae
Source: the annotation of a GenBank genome assembly